Molecule: messenger RNA, 4113 nt
Organism: Orbicella faveolata
Lineage: Eukaryota; Metazoa; Cnidaria; Anthozoa; Scleractinia; Merulinidae
Product: RNA polymerase II subunit A C-terminal domain phosphatase-like
Cellular component (GO): nucleus
Molecular function (GO): RNA polymerase II CTD heptapeptide repeat phosphatase activity
Source: RefSeq, a predicted model, not a curated record
CAUAGAGAGUAGAUUUUUAUACUCCCCCCACCCUACGUAGUUAAUUAUUGACCCCACGCGCGAAAAGUGAAACCAAAAUGGCGGACAGAAAAGCCAGAGAAGUUGUUAUUUCCACCACGUCCUCUGCAAAGCUGUUGCGAUGGCGAGUUUGCGCGGGCUCAGAGGUUAGAGAAGGAAGUGUUCUCUGCUUUUAUGAAAUUGUUGGCGAAGCGGAAAGAACUGGAUCGUUUAUAACUCAGCCGAAACUUAAAUCAGUUUUCACUGGCAAAGUCCGUGAGUUGCUCGUUUCUGAGGGAGACAUCGUUGCAGCCAGACUCAAUGAAGAACAAGAUGAACCUUCCUCUCCAACCCUGGCAUCUGUACCUCUCAUACACAACAUUCCCGAGCUCAAAGUGAGCCAGCAGGAAGCUGAGGCUUUGGGAAAAAAGGAUGAGGAGAGACUUCUUCAAACCCGCAGACUGUCCCUUGUUGUGGAUCUGGACCAGACUCUUAUUCACACAACUAUGGAACUGAUACCAGAAGACAUGGAGGAUGUCCAUCACUUCCAACUACCCGGUCACCCUGUGUGGUACCAUACCAAGAUUAGGCCAGGAGCCAUCAGCUUCCUGGAUCGAGUGUCUAAACUGUAUGAGCUUCACAUAUUUACCAUGGGCUCAAGGAUGUAUGCACACACCAUUGCCAGGAUGUUGGACCCUGCUGGAAAAUUGUUUGCCCACAGGAUUCGCUCAAGAGAUGAAUGCUUCAAUGCAUUUUCUAAAUCUCAUGAUCUGAGGUCUUUAUUUCCUUGUGGUGAUACCAUGGUUUGCAUUAUCGAUGAUCGCGAGGAUGUUUGGAAUUUCGCCUCGAACCUGGUUCAUGUCAAGCCGUACCAGUUCUUUAAGGGGGUGGGGGAUAUCAAUGCCCCAUCCGGUGGCUCUCCUUCUCCAAAGGAAGAGAAAACCUCCCCCGCAGAACCUGUCGAUGUACCUGAGAUGCAGGAGGGUGAUAUCAAACCCAAAGAGUUAAAUUCUCAGGAAUACAGCGAAGAUUUUAAAGAAGAACAAGAGAAAGAAAAUGUCAUCUCAGAGGAGACUGAAAGUAAAGCAGUUCGUGAAGAGAAGGCGGAUCUUCCGAAUGUAGAUAAAAAUACAGAAGCUUGCAAGAACAAUACUAAGCCCAUUGUUGAAAAGUGCAAAGAUAAUAAUAACAUGAAAACCGUUGUUGAAACAGUUGAACUGAAUGAGACUUCAUCCAAAGUGCUCGAGAAUGGAGGAAGUGAUGAUGCUAAAGAUGUAACCGACAAGAAAGAAUCGAUUGAAACGUUUGAACGAUUGAACGAAAAUAACAAAGACACUGAACAGAACAAUAAUGGAAAGGCUGAAAGUAGUGAAGAACAAGAAACCUCAGAUUGCAGUGAUAACACAACAGAUGAAACAGCUCAGCAGAGAAGUGAAGGAGUGGAAACGAAGAUCAGGAAAUCACAGCAACAAACCUACGAGUUUGGCGAUGGUGACGAUGAUUAUCUUCUCCAUCUUGAGGACAUUUUAAGGCGCAUACACGCAGUGUUUUACGAAACGAUGGACGUCAUUAGAUCAAAGACUCCUGAGGAAGCCAAAAACAUUCCGAGCACCGUCAAAUACUGUUCCCCUGGAACAACAACACCCGACGCGAAGGUGAUAGUCACCGAACUACGUCGUGACGUAUUGCGCGGUGCAAACGUAGUUUUUACUGGCGUUAUACCCACUUCUGCGAAGCAGGAAGAUAGUCAACCGUGGCGCAUCGCUCGCGGCCUGGGCGCUAAAGUCAGCAACGGGAUUGUUACACCCAAAGACACGAAAUGCAACAGUGACGUCACCACUCACGUGAUUGCAGGCAGGCUAGGCACGGAGAAAUCGUACCGGGCGGUAAAAUCUCGGGGAAUUAAACUCGUCAAUCCCGGGUGGCUAUUCUGUUGUCAUGAACGCUGGGAGUGGGUGGACGAGCGUUUGUUUCCUGUAGAAGGGUUAGAGAAGUACAGGCAGCAGAUUCGGGAUCAAGGUACACCUCGCGGGACUCCUCGCGGGACACCUGGCCUAAGUUUAGAGCCAACUGCAGUGGAAAACACUUUGGACGUGGAUGUUGUCGACAAAGAAGGCGUGAUAACUAAAUCCAGGUCUGAUUCGGCGAGUAGUGCUGAUAUUCUUCUGUCUACCUUAAACCCUUUAUUAUCAUUUUCACCGUCCGAAGUGGAGGCUAUGGACAAGGAGGUCGAGGACCUCAUGAAUGCUAGCGACGAAGAGAGCGAUUUAAUAGGAAGUGUGUCGGACUCGAGUAGUUCAUCGGACUCUGGAUCAACUAGUAAACGAAAGCGAGAGGAAGAACGAGACUCUCAGGAAGAUGAGAACAAUGAUUGGCUAAACAAGAAAAGAAAGAUCGACGACGACGAAAAAGGCGAGGAAAAAGAAGAAGAAGAAGAGGAGGAGGAACAAGAUUCGAGCAGCUCAGACUCUGACGACUAUACUCACCGUUCCACACCUAGUGAUGACGAUGACGAUAUGGCGGCCAUGUUGGAUGCAGAGUUGUCUCAUUCAUGAGUCAGUGACGUUUUCGUUGUGUUAUAAAGUGUUAUUGUCCCGGUAAAAUCAAUACACUGCCAAGCAAAGAGGUUACGAGAAUUCAGGAAAUGGUCAUAAGUGGAUUAUGGUGUGGAAAUUGGGACCAAAUGUUUUCAGCUCGCAGUGUUAUCGCUGUGUAAUUUCUCCCCGUAAUAUCGUGAAACCCAGCAAAGAUGUUAGGAGAAUUUAGGGCAUGGUCACCAAUGAGAAAUUAUGUCGGAAUCUGAAGUGAGCGCUAUACGUGACAAGAGCUCUGAAGAAGGUUUACGGAAGGGGUGAAAUGUUGCACGUAUGGUAAAAUACUCUAAGCUUUCAGCUCUAAUUGCUAUCACUGCGUAGUUUCUCCCCGUAAUAUCGUGAAACUCAGCAAAGAGGUUAUGAGAAUUUAGGACAUGAUCAUCAAGGAGAAAUAAUGUCGGAAUCUGAAGUAAGCACUUUACGUAACAAGAGCUCUAAAGAAGGUUCACAGAAGGGGUGAAAGGCUGCACGCAUGGUAAGGUGUUGUGUGCCACUAAGCACGAAGGCAAAUGAAUCAUGCUGGCGUACUUGAAAAGGGCGUGGUCUUGCUAUUUUUGCUAAUUCCUGUCUAUGCUGCGAUCCUGAAAAUAACAAUGAAAUAUAAAUUUACUGAAGAAAUGUCACCCCGCUUUUAACAAACAAAUCAAUGAGCAUUGUCAUUGGCAGAUUAAGGUUGCAGAAAAUAGUUUUAAAGUAGAUGGGCAAAAAUUACUAUAAAAUCGCGUGACCUAGCACCUAACCCUUUUUGAGUGGCUGACAUUGCCAGCUCAGAGAAACUACAUGCACCUUGUCAAUUCAGUGCUCAUUGAUUACUAGACACAGAAGAAAUUAAACGGUCCAUUGCAUUCAUCCAUUCUACGUGCAACGACGCAUUCGUCACCUCCGCAUGCCAAAUGAAAUGUUCUCAUUUCUUACUGUUCCUUGCACAAACUUACGGGAAAGUAGAGAUACCAAACACUUUGUAGCUUCCUUCAAGAUCCACAAACCAAAACCCCUUGUAGGUUUUACCGAGAUGUCUUGCGUGACAUUUGAAAUGGCGUGACAACGUGUGCUCAUACACAAUCCUAUUAAAAAAAAAUGUUUAUUUAAAUCCUGCUAAGGUUAAUGUAUAAUCGUUUGUGCAAACAAAUAGUGAAAUACCCUGAUCGUGCAUGUCUGUUAACAGAUAACUACAAAGAGAUUUUAAAAGUUGUUUUGUCUUUGCUCAUUGUAAGGGCGCUGUCAUUACAAGCCAAGAACUUCAGAUUUCGCAUCACUUAUGCUAAGGUCACGCACGUUUGCAGCUGGUCUGUAGUUAGAUAUAGCCACUUGUCAUUAACUUCGUUAAUUUUAUGAAUAAAACUUCACUCUAAUAUGUUGUUAUGUGGGCGCUGAUUUUCUUGUGCCUGACAAACGUCUAUCUCUUGGUAUUUCGAUACAGAUUUUUAACUCGCAGCUUUUAUCGUUCGCUUUGAAACGACAUGUAAACAAACAUAUUUUGGACGAAGCAUUCUUAACCGUAAAAGGCAAAAAGCAACUUCGG